Entrophospora sp. SA101 is the source of this 1382-nucleotide messenger RNA. The record is from the annotation of a GenBank genome assembly. Lineage: Eukaryota; Fungi; Glomeromycota; Glomeromycetes; Entrophosporales; Entrophosporaceae.
GUUCUGGUAAAACAGCAGCAUUCAUAUGGCCAAUGCUGAUACACAUAAUGGAUCAAGAAGAACUUAAAAAAGGAGAAGGACCUAUUGGAUUAAUAUUGGCGCCUACAAGGGAAUUGACAAGUCAAAUUUACAUUGAAGCCAAAAAAUUUGCAAAGAGUUACGGAUUGAGAGUUGCUGCAGUUUAUGGCGGUGCCUCUAAAAUGGAUCAAUUCAAAGAACUGAGACAGGGUAAUAUAGAAAUCCUUGUUGGUACACCAGGAAGACUUAUUGACAUGGUAAAAAUGAAAGCAACAAAUUUCCGUCGAGUUAGUUUCUUGGUCCUUGAUGAAGCUGAUCGAAUAUAUAUCAUUAUGAUUCAACGUUACGUUAAUAUAUCUAGAACCACAACAUUACUUUUUAGUGCAACCUUUCCCAAAAAAGUGGAAAAAUUAGCUCGUGAAGUUACAACAGAACCUAUUAGAAUAUCAAUUGGCAAUAUUGGACAGGCAAAUACUGAUAUCACACAAGUAUUUGUUAUUCUAACCGAUGAUGGGUAUAAAUGGGACUGGCUGAUUUCGAAUUUAGUGGCACUUUGUGUUGAUGGCAGCGUCUUAAUUUUUGUUAGUCGCAAAGGUGGAGUUGACGAAUUAUCCCUGAAUCUUCGACAAGCUGGUCAUGAAUGCGGCGCUUUGCAUGGUGAUAUGAUGCAGUCAGAACGUGACAAAGUAUUAAAAGAUUUUAAGAAUAGUAAAUUUUCUGUGUUGGUGGCAACUGAUGUAGCUGCAAGAGGUCUUGACAUCAAAUCAGUUAAGACUGUGAUUAAUUAUGAUAUCGCAAGAGAUAUUGAUUCUCAUGUACAUCGAAUUGGAAGGACAGGAAGAGCGGGCGAAAAGGGUACCGCAUAUACGUUUAUUACAAAGAAAGAAGAUAAAUUUGCAGGUGAUUUGGUUAGAAAUCUUGAAUUAGCUGGACAAAUUGUCCCAACUGAUUUGAUGGAUUUGGCAAUGCAGAAUAAUAGAUUCCGCAAAUCAAGAAAUAUGAUUAGAGGAAGACGUGGUGGAAAAAGUGGUCGUGGACGAGGUCGCGGCGGAAGUGGUCGUGGUGCAGUUGGUUCUAGUUCAAAUUCUAUUCCACUUGGAGGAGGAAGAGCAGGAAUUGGAAGUGAUGAUGGUGGACGUAGUAGUGGCGGUGUACAAAUACCACCUCCACCGCAUCUUGAUGCUGGUCCUCCUGCCAAAAAGAUUUUUUCAAAAAUUCAAAUGAAUUUUCAUAAAGCGACAUCAGCUGAAUCAGGAUUAGGAUUACUUAGAUCAACAACUGCUAAUAGUAAUACACAAUCUCCUUCAAAUCAAUCACAACAAUCUACGGGAACUUUACGUAAACGUCGUUGGGAUUCUAAAUAA